Staurois parvus is the source of this 512-nucleotide messenger RNA. NCBI's taxonomy places the organism in Eukaryota, Metazoa, Chordata, Amphibia, Anura, Ranidae. The record is from the annotation of a GenBank genome assembly.
UCCGGGGAGACCAGAUCUAGUGAAUGCAGGGUCCUGGGGAGACCAGAUCUAGUGACUGCAGGGUCUGGGGAGACCAGAUCUAGUGAACUGCAGGGUCCGGGGAGACCAGAUAUAGUGAAUGCAGGGUCCGGGGAGAGCAGAUAUAGUGGAUGCAGGGUCCGGGGGAGACCAGAUCUAGUGAAUGCAGGGUCCGGGGAGACCAGAUCUAGUGACUGCAGGGUCCUGGGGGAGACCAGAUCUAGUGACUGCAGGGUCCGGGGAGAGCAGAUAUAGUGAAUGCAGGGGUCCAGGGAGAGCAGAUAUAGUGAAUGCAGGGUCCAGGGAGAGCAGAUAUAGUGAAUGCAGGGUCCGGGGAGAGCGGAUAGGGUGAAUGCAGGGUCUGGGGAGACCAGAUAUAGUGAAUGCAGGGUCUGGGGAGACCAGAUAUAGUGAAUGCAGGGUCUGGGGAGACAAGAUAUAGUGAAUGCAGGGUCCGGGGAGACCAGAUAUAGUGAAUGCAGGGUCCGGGGAGA